Messenger RNA from Fraxinus pennsylvanica, 1212 nucleotides. NCBI's taxonomy places the organism in Eukaryota, Viridiplantae, Streptophyta, Magnoliopsida, Lamiales, Oleaceae. The record is from the annotation of a GenBank genome assembly.
AUGCAGCUCCGCCAGGCCGCCGUGGCGGUAAUAUUUCUACUCUUCUCAGCCACUGCUGCUGCUCACAAUAUCACUCGCAUUCUAGCCAAGUUCCCGGAGUUCUCAACAUUCAACCACUACUUAACCGAGACACAUCUGGCGGAGGAUAUUAACAACCGGGAAACAAUCACCGUGUGUGCGGUGGACAAUACCGGAAUGUCUGAUCUACUAGCAAAACACCUCCCCAUCAGCGGCAUCAAGAACGUGUUGUCGCUUCACGUACUCCUUGACUACUUCGACGCCAAGAAGCUACACCAGAUCACCAAUGGCACUGCACUAGCCGCCACUAUGUACCAAGCCACCGGUUCCGCCUCCGGAUCCUCCGGCUUCGUCAACAUUACAGAUAUGAAGGGAGGAAAGGUUGGCUUCUCCCCUAAGGACAACAGCGACGUCAUUCACGCUACCUUCGUCAAAUCCCUCGACGAAAUCCCCUAUAACAUCUCUGUCAUUCAGAUCUCUAACAUAUUACCUUCUUCCGAUGCCGAGGCGCCUACACCAGCCCCCAGCCAGCAAAAUAUCACAGCUAUAAUGUCUUCUCACGGCUGCAAAGUUUUCGCCGAAACUCUCCUCGCUAAUCCUGCUGAAAAGACAUAUGAGGACGCUGUGGAUGGUGGAUUAACCAUUUUCUGCCCUGGAGAUGAUGCCAUGAAGAAUUUUUUACCCAAAUAUAAGAAUCUAACUGCUGCAGGAAAGCAAGCUUUACUAGAAUUUCACGGAAUGCCGAUUUAUCAGUCACUAUCAGGUUUAAAAUCGAGUAACGGCAUCACGAACACAUUGGCCACUGAUGGCGCGAAUAAGUAUGAUUUCACCGUACAGAAUGAUGGUGCUGAAGUAACAUUGAAGACGAAGCUCAUUACGGCAAAAAUCAUCGAUACUAUAAUCGACGAGCAACCAUUGGCCAUUUUUUCGCUGAAUAAGGUGUUGUUGCCGGAGGAAUUGUUCAAGUUAGCUCCUACGCCUGCACCGGCACCAGCUCCUGAGGCUGAUGCUGACUCUCCGGCCCCUUCCAAGAAAAAGCACAGGUCUCCGCCAGCGCCGGCUGUUCCAUCUGACUCACCGGCUGAUGCACCCGACGGGGAUGCAGCGGAUCAGACUGCGGACAAUAACAGAGCCGUUGGAUACAAUGGGGGAAGAUUUGUGGUUGUAAUUUUCGCUCUCUGGUUUGUAUUUUGA